Molecule: messenger RNA, 1230 nt
Organism: Thermochaetoides thermophila DSM 1495
Lineage: Eukaryota; Fungi; Ascomycota; Sordariomycetes; Sordariales; Chaetomiaceae
Product: mitochondrial NADH kinase-like protein
Exons: 1
Coding region: 1-1230 (409 amino acids)
Biological process (GO): NAD+ metabolic process; NADP+ biosynthetic process
Molecular function (GO): NAD+ kinase activity
Source: RefSeq, a predicted model, not a curated record
AUGCCGAAACUACACGCGCCAGUAGUCACAAAAAGGGCUAUCGAGUUCGCGAGGCACAUUUCGAACAACUAUCCAGGGCUGAAUGUGAUCUUGGAGAGCCAUAUAGCUAAGGACAUCCACGAAACGUUACCCUUCCCAGUCUACACAACUGCUCCGAGCGACGUGUCGAUGCUUUUUGCUCGCAAAGUCGACCUUGUCAUCACCAUGGGCGGCGACGGCACCAUUCUGCGAGCUGCUAGCCUGUUUUCCAUGCACAACAGCGUGCCGCCAAUCUUGGCCUUUAGCAUGGGCACAUUAGGUUUUCUUGGAGAAUGGAAGUUUGAGGAAUAUAAACGUGCCUGGAGGGAAUGCUACAUGAGCGGGUGCUCUGUCGGUGUUGAGGACCUCCUGGACCCCCACACCCGUACGGCCGCAGAGUCCGACACCGAGCCGAAGCCGGACUUUGCUCCACUCUCGGCCUGGGACAGCGUCCGGGGCAACGGCCAAUGCAUGGGUCCGAGUCGGACUUCCAAAAUCCUUCUGCGGCAUCGUUUGCGUGUAGGCAUCUACGACGCUCAGGGCCGCAACAUCAAUGAGCAAUUGAUCCCAACCUCAACUGCCGAACCCGACCUUGGUGCGCCGACUGACCCCAUAAAUGUCAACCCGCCAUCGUCCCUGCGCCCGGCCAGCAGUAGCCUCAGCCCGCCGUAUCUGCACGCCAUCAACGAGGUUUCCAUUGACCGCGGCUCACAUCCUCACCUGGCCAUUAUUGAUAUAUUUAUAAACGGCCACUUUCUUACCGAAGCUGUUGCCGACGGCAUACUUGUCAGCACUCCCACCGGGUCCACGGCCUACUCUCUCAGUGCGGGUGGUUCCAUUGUGCACCCACUCGUCAAGUCGCUGCUCAUAACGCCCAUCAGCCCGCGCAGUUUGAGUUUCCGUCCGCUGGUGCUGCCCCUGCACACCAAAGUCACCCUGCGCCUCAGCAAACGCAACCGCGGGCGCGAGCUUCCUGUAAGCAUUGACGGCAAACGGCGUGUCGGUGUGAGCAUAGGCAUGGAAGUCCGAGUGGAGGGAGAGCAGCUGGAGAAGUUACCCGAUGGAUGGAGGGGUGGCGUGCCGUGUGUGAUUCGGACGCCGAGGGCUGGAGAUCCUAAAGGCUUGAACGACGAUGAUGAUUCGUGGGUUGGCGGAUUGAAUGGAUUGUUGAAGUUCAAUUAUCCGUUUGGUGAGAAUGUCGAAGAGGCUUGA